GCGGGCGGCGGCGCGGUGGCGGGUGUGGCCAGCGCGUCUGGACCCGGCGGCCGAGCGGGCCUCUCUUGGCGGCGGGAGGUCACCGGGGUGCUGCUGCAAGCGGCCUUGGUCGGUGGUCGGCGCGUCCCGGCCGGGCAGCCUGCGGCUCUUUCCCUGCGGCUCAGCAGUGCCUCUUAGCCGAAUCCUUGCUAGUUAGAGAAACUAGCCGGGCGUUGUGGCGGCGUGGCUACUUGGGAGGCUGAGGCGGGAGGAUCACUUGAGCCCAGGAAUUCGAGGUCGCUGUGAGCUAGGACGUGACAGCACUCUACAAGGCAAUAAGAAACUCUUCCCAUUGCUGUUCUGUAAGCUGGCGUGAGGAGUAGAGUCCCCAGGCCUGCUCUCUAGACACCAAGGAGAGAGGUUCCCUGAUGGACACCCACACAGCUACAAGAACUGCUGUUCCAGCACAAGCCUCGAGGGCCAGCCAGGCUGCCAAGUGUACCACGUCAGCUCUUGGGCACGCGGCUGGGAGCACAGGGUCGACACCAAAGCAGGCUUUAGAAAGAGAGUGUUAUGGGGAGGCUAGGCCAGGCCCAGAACAGGGGCCUCCCAGAGCACUGGGGUCUCUUGACCUUGGCAGAAACAAGGAUGCUGGGGAGACACCUGGAGACGCCUCUUGGACCCUGGUCAUUUGUGAGGAAACUGGAGGGCAGAAUGGCCCUGAGAAUUGUGUACCCAAGCCAGACGUCACUCUGAACACAGGCUCCAUGGCAGAGGGAAGAAGCCACUGGAAAGGGCGGCCCUAUCCAUGUGACACCUGCGACCGGAGUUUCAAGUGCUACUCAGAUGUGGUCAAACACCAGAGCAUCCACUCCGGGGGCAAGCCAUUCGAGUGCAGUGACUGUGGGAAGGCUUUCAUCCACAGCUCGCACGUGGUCAGGCACCAGAGGGUCCACAGCGGGGAGAAGCCCUAUGUGUGUACGGAGUGCGGGAAGGCCUUCAGCCAGAGUUUCAACCUCAUUCGACACCAGAGGGUUCACACGGGAGAAAAGCCCUACGAAUGUGGGGAAUGUGGCAAGUCCUUCAGCCAGAGGUCGGACGCAGUCAAGCACCAGAGAGCACACACUGGGGAGCGGCUGUAUGCAUGUGGCGAGUGUGGGAAGACUUUUGUUCACAGCUCCAAUGUGGUCCGGCACCAGAGGAUUCACCAUGGGGAGAACCCCUAUGAGUGCAAGGAGUGCGGGAAGGCCUUUGGCCAGAGCUCCAACCUCAUCCAGCACCAGAGGGUGCACACCGGGGAGCGGCCCUACACCUGCGGCGACUGCGGCCGUGCCUUCAGCCGCAGCUCCUUCCUCAGUGAGCACUGCAGGAUUCACACGGGGGAGCGUCCCUACCAGUGCAGCCACUGCGGCCGCACCUUCCGGGCCCUGUCGGGCUUUUUCCGGCAUCAGAGGAUCCACACGGGCGAGAAGCCCUUCCGCUGCACUGCGUGUGGCAAGGACUUCCGCCUCAGCUUCCACCUGAUCCAGCACCGGCGGGUGCAUGGCCCGGAGUGAGCCCAGCUGCAGGCUCCUGGGCCGAGGGUGGGAGCGGUCUGUACCCGGCCAUGCAGCACAGAAGCAAUAAAGCUGUCUUUUUGUAU
Molecule: messenger RNA, 1621 nt
Organism: Nycticebus coucang (slow loris)
Lineage: Eukaryota; Metazoa; Chordata; Mammalia; Primates; Lorisidae
Gene: ZNF696
Product: zinc finger protein 696
Exons: 4
Coding region: 408-1535 (375 amino acids)
Biological process (GO): regulation of transcription by RNA polymerase II
Cellular component (GO): PcG protein complex; transcription regulator complex
Molecular function (GO): RNA polymerase II cis-regulatory region sequence-specific DNA binding; DNA-binding transcription factor activity, RNA polymerase II-specific
Source: RefSeq, a predicted model, not a curated record